Messenger RNA from Talaromyces amestolkiae, 939 nucleotides. RefSeq lists its product as uncharacterized. The record is from RefSeq and is a predicted model, not a curated record. NCBI's taxonomy places the organism in Eukaryota, Fungi, Ascomycota, Eurotiomycetes, Eurotiales, Trichocomaceae. The coding region runs from base 1 to 939 and encodes 312 amino acids. The transcript has 2 exons.
AUGAUCACCAGAGUGGCGCUGGCUGGAAAAGGCCGAUUCGGUUCGGUGGUUCUAGAUGAGGUUCUUAUGGCCGGUUUCAAGCCUACAGUCCUGACACGGUCGGCAUCCACGAUAAUGGGUGUGUCCGAUGGCGUCCCAGUCUAUGAAGUGAACUAUGCUUCGGAAGAGUCUCUUCGAGAAGCCUUGCAGGGCCAUGAUGCCGUAGUUUCUGCGGUUGCCGGUACAGCAAUCGCAAGCCAGAAGCCGCUCAUUAACGCCUCUAUUGCAGCCGGAGUCAAGCACUUCAUCCCGGCUGACUAUGCCAUGAGUCUCAAGAGUACCGAAGUGCGAGCGCUACCACCGUAUACAGAUGUAAAGGAAAUUGAGGAUUACCUUCGCGCAAGGUCUGCCGAUAUAGAGUGGACUAUUGUCGCUUGCGGUGGGUUUCUAGAAUACAUAUAUGACCUGCCGUUUCUCAUCGAGCUGGACAAGCGCAAGAUUGAUAUUAUCAAUGAAGGUGAUAUCCCCUUCAGCGUUUCGGAAUUUCGUACUGCUGCCAAAGCUGUCGCUGGCGUCCUCCAACAGCCUGAACGGGUCUUUGAUCAUUGUGUUCAAGUCCAUGCCAUGACCAUCACACAAAAUGGCACUUUUGAUAUUGUGAGAAAGUACGAUCCGAAUCCUGAUGAUUGGACAGUCAAUGAAGAGGACGCAGAAGUCAAGUUCAAGCAGGGGAUGGAUAUGCUGCAGAGAGGGGAGCUGACUAUGGCGGCUGUUACGACUCUGAUGGCUGGAGAAAUCUGGGGUGGCAGGUGUAAGGUGGCGUUCGAAGAGACGGAUAACGAGUGGUUAGGAGUACAACUGAUCUCGCACGAGAGGCUAGAAAAGAUUUUAAAGAGCAAGGUUACAAAGGUAUUAGCAGCAUUGCUUCUAACCAGAUUGUUAGCAAUUACUGAUUGCUAG